AUGGCGAGAAUGAAGAAACGGAUGACGGGUGACGUCGUCAUGCGGUGUGAUGAAUAUAAUAAUGGCAAGAAUGAAGAAAUAGCCAACACUCCCAUUGCACAACCAGAUGAUACGGAAGGUGAUCAGCAGCAACAACAACUACAGCCAUCCACUCCUGAUCCGUUCCCAGCCUCACAAAUUCCAUCCAUCCAUUCUCGUUUGAAUGAUUCUAAUACCAAUGUGAUCCACCGGCACACAGCUUCACGCCAAGUCAUGAACACUUGCAAGCGUCUUUUCAUCCAGGCACCCACAAAGUGCCCUCAUCGCCCUCCAAAUCCCAACCCCCAAACUCCUGAUCACUCCCAGGCCUCUCCCUUCAACUCCUGGUCCCCUUGCUUUGUUGCGUCUUCCUCGCGUGUAGUAGACAUUAGUGUCUACUACAACGCGUCUCUGAUCUUCUCCAAACUGGACUAA
This is a messenger RNA of Suillus discolor, 453 nucleotides long. RefSeq lists its product as uncharacterized. The record is from RefSeq and is a predicted model, not a curated record. NCBI's taxonomy places the organism in Eukaryota, Fungi, Basidiomycota, Agaricomycetes, Boletales, Suillaceae. The coding region runs from base 1 to 453 and encodes 150 amino acids. The transcript is spliced from 3 exons.